AUGGCGGCGGUAGCGGCGCGCGGCCCGGUAGGGAAGGGGCGCGACAUCAGCCUGGCGGCCCUGCAGCGCCACGACCCCUAUAUCAACCGCAUCGUAGACGUGGCCAGCCAGGUGGCUCUGUACACUUUCGGCCAUCGGGCCAACGAGUGGGAGAAGACUGAUGUGGAAGGAACCUUAUUUGUUUACACAAGGUCUGCUUCUCCAAAGCAUGGCUUCACCAUUAUGAACAGGCUAAGCAUGGAAAAUAGGACAGAACCUAUUACUAAAGACCUGGAUUUCCAGCUCCAGGACCCCUUCCUUCUCUACAGAAAUGCCAGAUUGUCCAUUUAUGGAAUUUGGUUUUAUGAUAAGGAAGAAUGCCAAAGAAUUGCAGAACUUAUGAAAAACCUAACUCAGUAUGAACAGUUGAAAGCCCACCAGGGAGCUGGAGCAGGAAUCUCCCCAGUGAUCCUCAGUUCAGGGGAAGGGAAGGAAGGAGAUAUCUUACGAAUGCUCACCAAGGCCAAAGAUGAAUAUACAAAGUGUAAAACCUGUUCUGAGCCAAAACAGAUAACCAGUUCGUCUGCCAUUUACAACAAUCCCAAUCUCAUCAAACCAAUUCCAGUGAAGCCCAGUGAGAACCAGCAGCAGCACAUACCUCGGCCCAGCCAGACCUUAGACCCUGAACCCCAACACUUGUCCUUGACAGCGCUCUUUGGGAAGCAGGACAAAGCUACAUGUCAGGAAGCUGUGGGGCCUCCGCACACCCUCCACCAGCACUACCAGCCGCAAGAGAAGCUUCCCACUAGGCCGGGGGUUGUACGUUCCCUGACCUAUGAGGAACCCAGAAGACACUCAUCCCCCAUUGAGAAGCAGCUAUGUCCAGCCAUUCAGAAACUCCUGGUCAGGAGUAUAGACCUCCACCCAUUGUCAGAGCUGCCUGAAAACCAACCCUGCAAAAAUGGCAGUGCCCAUUCUGCUGGGGAAGAUGUUACUGGACCUGUCCACUCAGGGCCUCCCCAGGGCAUCCGGACUUCUCAGCAUGUGCACAGUGCUUUCAGAACUCAGAACCUGUUGGAGAAGCUUCAGAGCGCCUCAAAGGCAGCGAACAAGUACGAUCCUAGUCCAGCAGCACCUGCCAGCUCAGCCCUCCCCGGCUUCUCGGCCCUCGCUGCCGCCAUCCCUGCAGCUCCAGGAAAGGGGGUGGCUCCACCGCACCUGGUACAUUUUAAUGGCUCCCUUCCACCUCAGGCACUAGGACAACACGCUCAUGAAAGAGAACAGUGCACACACCCACGACAAAUGCCCCCCAUCUCUGGCAAUCAGCCCAGUGGUUCUGGAGUGAUCACCCCCCAAGAGUUACUGCAAAAGCUUCAGCUCGUGCAGCAGGAGCAGCAGCUGCAGGCGUCUAACCGCCCAGCCUUGGCAGCCAAGUUUCCUGUGCUCACCCAGAGCUCUGGAGCUGGGAAGCCCUUGGAAUCCUGGAUCGACAAGACAUCGAGCACAGAGAAGCAGACUCCUCUUUUCCAGGUCGUCUCCCCUCAGCGCAUCCCGGCUACAGUGGCUCCUUCUCUGCUCAUGUCCCCCAUGGUGUUCACACAACCCCCCUGUAGCCCGCCAAAGGAGAGGGACAGCGGGCUCUUGCCCCUGGGAAGCCAGGAGCCAGCUGCCGCCUCCAGCAGCCUCCUCCUGCCUGUGCAGAGCCCGCUCACCAAGCUGCAACUGCAGGAAGCACUGCUGUUCCUCAUCCAGAACGACGACAACUUCUUAAAUGUAAUCUAUGAAGCUUACCUCUUCAACAUGACACAAGCAGCCAUGAAAAAGACUAUGUGA
Molossus molossus (Pallas's mastiff bat) is the source of this 1812-nucleotide messenger RNA. It is a transcript of the gene DCP1B, whose product is annotated as decapping mRNA 1B. The transcript has 9 exons. Lineage: Eukaryota; Metazoa; Chordata; Mammalia; Chiroptera; Molossidae. Gene Ontology annotation, molecular function: mRNA binding; enzyme activator activity. The coding region runs from base 1 to 1812 and encodes 603 amino acids. The record is from RefSeq and is a predicted model, not a curated record. Gene Ontology annotation, cellular component: P-body. Gene Ontology annotation, biological process: positive regulation of catalytic activity; deadenylation-independent decapping of nuclear-transcribed mRNA; deadenylation-dependent decapping of nuclear-transcribed mRNA.